AAUCCCACUGCAUUCUUGAAUUUCCUUCGAAUAGCAGAACAACCAACUUAAACCAAAAUGCGCGUCUCCUUCGCUCUCGCUCUUCUUGCCGCUCCCGCGCUGGUAUCUGCGACUCUCGCUCCCUGCCACACCAAUAGCAAGGGAAAAUGCCCGAGCAUCUACAACUGCCGAGAAACGAAGGUGUCCAAGGCCAUCCAGGCGGCUGAGUGCUCGCACAACACUCGCACGCACAACAAGCAGACUUUUGCCGUGUUCGUACAGGAUCACCAGUACGACGGUAACCACGGUUACCCGUAUGGAACGUGCACUGCGUACACGUGCGAUGGCCCCACAAAGAAACAAAUGAAGGAGAACCCCGACUGCUGGACGUUCUUCUGGAAUGGCAACGGUACGGCCAGCGGUGUCGGCACUGGAUGCAUCAGGGACCCCAACACGGGCGAGUGUGGUUGCGAGAACUCCAAGGACGGCAAGUUCAUUGCCGGCAAGACCGACUGCAAAUAAGUCGAAGCGUCCCUAAUUAACGUCGUCAAAGAUCGGAGUACAGUCUCCACGUACUCGUCGCUGCUUUGAUAAAGAAUCAAAGUACAUGUAUGUCAUUCGCCACACCUUCGUGAGGGCUGAAAUAGAGACUCUAUUGCAAUGGGCUA
Molecule: messenger RNA, 647 nt
Organism: Phytophthora nicotianae INRA-310
Lineage: Eukaryota; Oomycota; Peronosporomycetes; Peronosporales; Peronosporaceae
Exons: 2
Coding region: 58-501 (147 amino acids)
Source: RefSeq, a predicted model, not a curated record